Molecule: messenger RNA, 1623 nt
Organism: Guillardia theta CCMP2712
Lineage: Eukaryota; Cryptophyceae; Pyrenomonadales; Geminigeraceae
Exons: 6
Coding region: 1-1623 (540 amino acids)
Source: RefSeq, a predicted model, not a curated record
AUGCGCGAUCCCGACACUGGCCGCCCGCUCUUUGCCGUCAAGUGCAUCGAGCUCGCUUGCCAGCAGUGCAAGGAAGACGGGAAGAGCCAUGAGUGUGUGCACAUGCUGCAUCUCGUUCCGCAGUGGCAGAGCGGGGAGAGGCACAGGAGGCUGAAGGUGGUGAUGCAAGACAGGCCCGACCUCAUCCAGUCGGAGCUGGCGGGGCUGGCGUUCGAUUCUUUGCAGCAGGCGUUCAGGGUGAAGGACAUCGAGGCCAUGCUGUCGCAGCAGGCGCCCCCGUUUGUUAGCAACCAGAACAUCUACCUGGUGGUGGACCCAGCGACGGGUGGCCCGCAGAGUGACUACGCGGUGGUGAGCAUCGUGAGGCACAAGGGGUUGAUCACGGGUUACCAAAGGAUGUGUCUGAGGGUGUACUUUUCAAACACAUAUAUCGUGAAUCCGAUACAGUGCUUCACAACGAAGCUCCGAGAUAGUCUGGAAAACCUCAGGCUUCAGGUCAACUCCAUGUCGAUACAUAUCGAGAUAGAGAAGGAUUUCGUCGAGGUCCUUGCAGAGUUCCGAGCACUGGGCAUCAUCCUCGUGCUUCUUCAGUUCGAGCACCAACUCUUGCCAUGUGCCCUGGUGUUUGAUCAUCGUUUCCCAGAUCAUGGUCUUCUCGGGGAUGUUGAAGCUGGUGCAGGAAGCGACGAUCAACAGGACCACCUUAGUGUCGUGAAUCAGUGGCUGAAGGUGGAGCACAACCUUGCAAAUGUCACGUUCUGCAUCGUCAAUGGUGCUCGCAAGAAAGGACGUGAAGUCUUUCAGACCCGAUAUCAUGGUGAUGGUGGUCUUGAGUUCGUCUCGGAGGAAGUUUGGGAUCACAGUGCUGUCGAUCGCCUUGAAAAACACGGGGGCCUUGUAUCCGCAGAGGGGUUGGAGGGUGACGUCGGCUUCCUCGAUGACGUAGGGCUUUGUGAAUGUCUCCUUGAGACCCAUGUCAACGUUGAGCAGCAAGAUCAGCACACACCGCGCCAUGUGCUCGUUCCUGCUGGCGAUGUCGAGCAAUUUGGAGGGGAGCGGAUUGUCGGGAUGGACGUCCUCUCCGGAUGCAAGGGUGAACGCUUCCUUUUGAUGCAUUUUUUAACCUCUUGCACUGCAGAGCCAGACAAGCAGUUCGAUCUCCUCGCCGAGCACAUGCAGCGCCUGAGGGAUUGCAACACGGCCUUUGUGGUAUCCGAGAUCAUUGUCAUGGUGGAGCGGAACCUUGGGUUCGAGGCGGAGUAUCACCAGCGCCAUUUCAACGGCAUGAAGAAUGUGAGAUUCAGGGUUGACCACAAGGCCCAGCGCUACGGCGUCCUCACCACGCAUGAGAUCAAGCAUGCGAUGUGCACGAUGCUGAACUCACUGCUGAGGGAGGGGAGGGUGCAUCUCUGGGAGAAUUUCGUGAGCCGCGAUCCGAGGGGCAUGAAGCGUCGGCUUCGCGAGCAGCUGGAGAUCUACUCCUACCAGUUCAAGAGCGCGGCCAGUGUGUUCAACAAGGAUCAGAUGGCGCUCAGUGGAAAGGUGGGAGGCAUGAAGGAUGACGUCUGCAUCGCACUGCAGCUUGCGUGCUAUUACAGCUCGAACCCAGAGUUUUACGCGUAG